GGAUAAUCGUUGAUUGUGUUAGUAAUGUUCGUUACAGUGUAUGCUUAGUUCAUAAAGAUAUACCUGUACGCUGUAUAGUCAUUAGUAACACUGUGGAUCAAAUGGUUGAUAUUUGACUCGACUGGUAAACAUUUUCAAUAGCCGGUGAAUUUAAAACAAAACCAUUUUCAAAAUAUACUUGUGAAAUACAUUAGUUCAAUUCCAACCACCUUCGCAUACUAUUGGAUGAGCAACAAUACAAAUUACAUGUAUUAAAAAUCGACGCGUCAAAUUGGGCAUCAUUUUUAACGUGUUGAAUUAUCAUCAGAUCGACAACAAUGUCACGACGUUCGACCAGAAUAGCUGCAAUACAAAGCAUCGAAACCGGUAAACAUUUAGCACCACCAAAACCAAAGCGACGCAAAUUGAACCAUGCCAAAAAACAAAAUGGCGAUAGCAAUAGUUCAACUACUAUUUUGGAACUGAAUGAACAUUGCUUUCAGGAAAUAUUUGAUUGGUUAUCUGUGAACGAUUUACAUUCAUUUGGUAAAACAUGUACAAAAUUACAAAAACUUGCUGGCUGUCACUUUCAACAAAAUUAUCCGACACAAUCCGUUCAGUUUUGCGAAUUAUGUUCAGUAUUACAGAAAUUUGAUGGUUUCGAAAAAUAUUCCAAAAAUAUAACUAUUACUAUCUGUAAGGAAUGUGAACGGAAUUCUAUCAAUAAGAACCGAGACGAGCAAUAUCAGUAUAUCAACGCACAGUGUAAUCAAUCACUUAAACGCAUCAAAUUUGAACGUUGUACUUUGACUGCAUGUGCUUUGGAUAACAUUCGUACCGCAUUGAAUAGUGUUGAAGAACUGCGCAUAUCGUCUUGUACUGCUGUGGACGAUUUGCAUGAAUGUUUGCUGAAACAUUGCCCGAAUUUAAAGAUAUUAUUCAUUGACAAUACACUGUUUUCAAUAAAUUGGAAAUGGCUGCAUCAAACGUAUCCAAUGCUUGUGCAUUUGCAAUUGAUUCGGAUGCCAAGGAGAAACUAUGAACCAAUGGACCUGGUGUUGCAGUUUCUUGAAAAGAAUCCAAAUAUUCGAAAACUCACAGUUGGUAUGAGUUAUCUCGAAGAAUGCGUCGAAUCAUUGAUGGAAACAAAUAUUCAGCUCGAUGAGCUCACCAUUAAAGAGUACAGCCAGAAGAAUGAAAUACCGACCAGUUUAAUAAAUCAACUCUACGAACGUGGCUUCUACAAAAAAAUAAAUUUGUUAGCCCGAGAUGUAGUCAAUGUUACAGACUGGGAAUGGAAUAUUUAUGGACUUGGAAAGUUCUAUGCUCAAAUAAGUACACAGCCUAAUUCAGAUUAUUCUAAUUUGGUCAAUAUCAAAGAAUUAUGGCCCCGUUGGAGUCCCGACAUACGACGAAAUGUAUGGCCAGGACAUAGAUACCUGAGUAAAGAAGUCUACUACAUUGAACUGGAUCGAUUCGCAAAAUGUAUGAUAAACCUCGAACGAAUCUGGCUUAGUUUAAAUCUUUUUUUUACGUUUAGCAACAUUCAAAUUCAAAAUUGACAGACUUCCUCAAAAACAAAAUUAAACUAAAAAUUGUUUUCUAAACGUAUUGUUCAGAAUGAUUUUGAAAUUUGCGUGUGUAGAGUAUACAUGUGUAGACAUAUGAUGUUCUA
Contarinia nasturtii (swede midge) is the source of this 1654-nucleotide messenger RNA. RefSeq lists its product as uncharacterized. The record is from RefSeq and is a predicted model, not a curated record. The coding region runs from base 318 to 1541 and encodes 407 amino acids. The transcript has 2 exons. Gene Ontology annotation, molecular function: protein binding. NCBI's taxonomy places the organism in Eukaryota, Metazoa, Arthropoda, Insecta, Diptera, Cecidomyiidae.